This is a messenger RNA of Dissoconium aciculare CBS 342.82, 12154 nucleotides long. RefSeq lists its product as uncharacterized. NCBI's taxonomy places the organism in Eukaryota, Fungi, Ascomycota, Dothideomycetes, Mycosphaerellales, Dissoconiaceae. The transcript has a single exon. Gene Ontology annotation, biological process: DNA repair; regulation of DNA-templated transcription. Gene Ontology annotation, molecular function: protein binding; transcription coregulator activity. The coding region runs from base 434 to 12049 and encodes 3871 amino acids. The record is from RefSeq and is a predicted model, not a curated record. Gene Ontology annotation, cellular component: nucleus; NuA4 histone acetyltransferase complex; SAGA complex.
GCCAUCGCAAAUUCACGUCUUCCUUGUGCGACCGCAGACUGGCACAUCCAUGGACACGACAUUCCAACCUUACCUUUUUUAAUCGUUCUCGAUUCGAUGAUCACCUGAUUUUAAUCGCCGGUAAAGACUUUUUCAAAAACAUCAUCAACAUCGCCAUCAUUGUCAAUGCGCCGAGAAUAACGACCCAUCUUCCACCUACGAUUAAUUCACCAAAGUCGCGCCUGCACGCGACUCAAGAACAAUCACGAAUCUUCACUUCACAUCACCCAUUCAUGCAAAUCUCGACCGCACCGAACGCUUGGAAGGAUACGGAAGUUCUGGCCCAUUUCUGAAACGCUUAAAUGAAUUGAGAACGCUUUCUUCAUUUCGGAAACGACACCUUCGACGCUGAGUCGCCCUGGGCGAUUGCUGGCCACAAGCCAGAUCGUUCACCAUGGCGGAGCGCUCGCUGGAGACGUUGGAGGGGAGGCUCCGGGAUCCAGCGACCGAUCUCAAAACAAAGGCGAAUCUCUUAAUUGAGCUGCGCGAUUCACUUGAGAUAGUCAGCCAGGCAUCUGGAUACUCCAACUUCCUUACGAAAUUUGUGCCUCUCUUUUUCACAAUCCUUACGGAUACACCCAUAUGCGUUGCGCCAGAUGAUGCGCUAUCAGAGCGCAAGGUGCGCCAGCAUGUCCUUGAGAUCUUGCAUAGGUUGCCUGUCUCGCCGGAUCCGCAGGUGAUGGAGCCGUUUGGGGAGAAGAUCAUUGACAAAUGCAUGCAAUUGGUGGAUGUGGAGGCCGAGGACAACGCCGUAUUAUGUCUGAAGAUCAUCAUGGACUUCUGUCGGCAUCAUGUGAAGACUUUGCCGGUUGCGGAGAAGUUCUUGCAGCUCAUCCUGAACAUCUUCGACAGCAUGCCGCAAAGAAUCAAGGAUACCUUCGAGACUGGCGCAGCGCAACCUCCAGCUUCCAGUGUGCAAAUACCCUCAACGACUAAUGUAGGAACGCCUGAUACCCCAUCAGCCUCUGGAGCGACUGCGAGCGGGAACACUGGCACUACGACCGGCGAGUCUUUGCCGACAGGCAGUCAGAGUUUCAAAGUGAUCGCCGAAUGUCCGAUCAUCGUCGUUUCGAUAUUCCAGAAUCACAGACAAAUUGGACCGAAGCAAGUGGUCAAAUUUACACCUCGUAUCAAGGCUGCGCUCCUUCUGCAGGCCCCAGCGCAGAAGAAGGCGCAUGACGAAGCCAAGCAGAACAACACGAUUUUCACCGGCAUUGCAAAGGAGUUCAAAACAAGUCGUCAAAUUACCGCAUUUGGAGACAUGAUCACAGCGCAGGUCAAGACCAUGUCCUUUCUUGCAUAUCUACUUCGUGCCUAUCAGUCAACGAUGUCGGAUUUUUUGCCUCAUCUGCCAGAUCUUGUCGUUCGCCUUCUCCGGGAUGUACCGCGAAGUCACACUGCCACACGCAAGGAGCUUCUUGUUGCAAUUCGACAUAUUAUCAACUUCAAUUUCCGCAAGCAAUUCCUUCCUGUGAUCCUCCCACUCCUGGAUUCCCGGACACUCGUUGGAGAUUCGUUGACAGCUGAUGCCACAUUGCGACCGUUGGCAUACACAAUGCUUGCUGACUUGAUCCACCACGUUCGAGAGCAAUUGACGUCUGAUCAAAUAGCUCACGUAGUACAUGUAUACGUAAGCCAUCUCACCGGUGAUGAUGGCGUAGAAGUCCCCGGAACGAGCUAUCAGACGAUGAGUGCAAAAUUGCUCCUUAAUAUGGCCGAGUGCAUGUCGAAGAUGCCCGAGAAGAAGGAUGCUCGGUACUUGAUGAUCACCGUAUUGAAUGGCAUUGCAGAUAAGUUUGCAGCCAUGAACAGGGCAUAUCCAAAUGCUGUCAAGCUCUCCCGACAACAAGCAGAACAAAACAACUCGGGAACAGAAGCGCCUGCCGAGUCGUAUCUCGCUGUCAAAGAAAUGAAGCCGGAUUGGGACGAGACGGACAUCUUCAACGCCAUGCCAAUUAAAGCCACGAACCCGCGGGAUCGGGCCAUGGAUCCUGUGACCGAGAACAAAUUUCUGUUCAAGAACCUCCUGCAGGGACUGCGACAAUUUUUCACACAAUUACGAAACAGCAAUCCUCCGAGGAUAAAGGAGGAUGUGGAUCCAUCCAACGCACCUCCACACUGGAACGAAUUGUCUUCAGGAUUUGAGGCGGAAGAGGUGAAUGUUUUGGUCAAGCUUUUCCGUGAAGGUGCGAAGUGUUUCCAGUACUAUGCUCCGUUGGACCAAGCUGGCUCAGGCGAUGGCAAUGCCGAGACCAACAGCAGUUUAUCGCAGACAGCCAAUUCCAAAGAAGAGAAGGAUCUCCUAGAAUCGUUCGCCACGAUCUUCCAUAAUUUGGAUCCUGCGACUUUCCACGAGAUCUUCACUUCGGGCACGCCGUCUGGUCUAGAGUUCCUGUAUCGCCAAAACUUCCGGCACCCUGCGCUUCUUCAUGUUCCGCAAUUCCUUCUCGCAAGCGAGGCAACAAGUGCAGCGUUCUGUGGAAUGCUGCUGAAAUUCCUCAUGGGCAAGCUUGACGAGGUUGGCGAGAACGACAACACCAAGACAGCUGUGCUAUUGCGCCUCUUCAAGCUUUCGUUCAUGGCUGUAACAUUAUUUUCCACCCACAAUGAGGGCGUCUUGCUCCCUCAUGUUCGCGAUCUAAUCACGCGCUCGAUCGAGCUCUCAGUCACGGCCGAAAACCCGACCAACUAUUUCCUUUUGCUCCGAUCACUAUUCAGAAGUAUCGGUGGUGGUCGAUUCGAGCACCUCUACAAGGAAAUCCUUCCUCUUCUAGAAAUGCUUUUGGAAGUCCUCAACACGCAACUCGCUGCAGCCUCAGACGGUAGCACUCGCGAUCUCUUCGUGGAAUUGUCACUGACCGUGCCGGCACGUCUCAGCCAUUUGUUACCGCAUUUGUCGUAUCUCAUGCGACCGCUCACAGUUGCGCUUCGAGCAGGCGAGCAGCCCGCCACACCAAAUUACCGUGGCAAUGGAAGUCCGAGCGACAGAAGUAUCAACCCUGCAGGUGUCAACGAGCUUACCGCUCAAGGUCUUCGGACCCUUGAACUGUGUGUCGACAACCUGACUGCCGAUUACUUGGACCCGAUCAUGCAGCCUUGGAUGUAUGAGAUUAUGGGCAGUCUCUGGCGCAUGUUAAAACCAGUGAGCGUUACGGGCGCCACUAUGAACAACGGUCAGCUCACAGGUACCGGCCAUAUGGGAGCUCAUACAGCCGUGAGGAUUUUGGGCAAACUGGGUGGACGCAACCGCAAAUUCUUGACUGCUGCACCCGAACUUGAAUGGCGCACAUCGGCGGAUGAUGCUGCAAGCUUUGACGUCCAUUUUCUCAGCCCGCAUUCGAGCAAGAGCAGUCGCGCCAUGCCAGCACAUCUUGGAGUCGACGCUGCUAUCGACAAGCUUUGGGACACGCCUUCAACAGCGGCGGGAAAGAAAUCAGACGAGUUUUACAAGCGACAUGCUUUCAAGCUCAUCACGUCUCAUGUCAAGUUGCUGGUCGGCUCGGACAACCUUCCCGACGAUCUGGCUCGAUUGAUUCGGCUCCAGGCUGACGACCUUGCGAACAAGAGCUUUGACUUCGGUUCAGAUCUUUUCUCUGUGUCAGAGCCGGGUGCAUCAAUGGCCAAGAGAGACGAGCAGAAAUAUAAACUCCUCAGACUGAUCAAAGCAGUCAUCCAUGCAACCAGCAUCGACUUCUUGAAGCCUGAAGCUGACAAGAUCCUACUUUCUGUGUAUCGACAUUUCAUGGUCGUCGAGCUGGGCACUGCUGUAGCCAGAGAGAAGCAUGCAAGUCGCCCCUUCGAUGCCAGAUCUGGUGAUGGUCCGGUGUUUAUCGACACCGUGAUUUUGGCACACGCAAUUUGCGACAGCUUAGCCUCGUCCAUCAAGGAUGUACGAGAAUCUGCCGAAAAGGCGAUGAUUCUCUGCUACAAAUUUGCAUCUACGAUCUUCGGAUCAGAAGCAAAAGUGGAAAGCCUCCCGUUCUUCGCCAAGCUUGUUGAAGUGCUCAGUCAUGCUUGUUACGAAGAAGAAUGGUUCACCAAGAAUGCUGGUUCCAUCGGUCUGGCGAUCAUUCUUGACGUGAAGAAGCUGCCCUUUUCUGAUUCGUGGAUCGCUGGUCGCAUGCACGACAUGCUCAAGGCCUUGCUUUACGUGGUCAAAGACAUGCCCCAAGAGCUCCCAGCGAAUAUCCGCGUGCAGGCUUCUCAGGCAGUCAUCGCUCUUGCGACGCGUUUCGGCAAAAGUGGCCUGGAGACCAAGGCUGAUCUCGAGAGCAAGGAUAGUAAACUCAACAUCCUUGCUAACCGGCUUAUCGGUGAGGUCAACCACAUGAAUCGCCAUGUCCGUGAGACCAGUCAGACAGCAUUGAAGGAGCUCGCCACAUCCUUGGACAUGCCGUUGGUCGAGCUUCUCAAUCCAGUGAAAGAGCUGUGCAUUGCACCCAUUUUCAUGAAGCCAUUGCGUGCCCUACCCUUCGCCGCUCAGAUAGGUUACAUUGAUGCCAUCGACUUCAUGUUGACGAGCCAGGGCGAAAAGGAGAUCAUCAUCUACGACGGACACUUGGAUCGUCUCAUCCAGGAGACUAUGGCUUUGGUCGACGCCGAGGAUGAAAGCUUGGCACAAAAGCCGCAGGAAUAUCGCCCGGCCGAUAGCAUCGUCCGCCUGCGCGUGGCGGGUCUCAAAUUAUUGACCACUGCAAUUAAGAUGCCUGGAUUUAACGCCACAAAUACGCCUGGCCGGCAAGGACAAGCGCAGACACGUGUGGCACAAGAUCGCGCAAGAGUCAUCAGCAUUUUCUUCAAAUCGCUUUACAGCAAGAACAAGGACGUCGCUGCUUCGGCAAAUGCUGGUCUACAACAUGUUCUCUCUUCGAACGCCAAGCUGCCUAAGGAUCUACUUCAGAAUGGGCUCCGCCCGAUACUCAUGAAUGUUCAGGACGCCAAACGACUUUCUGUUGAGGGCCUGGAGGGACUACGAACGUUGCUGCAGCUCCUCCACAAUUAUUUCAAAGUCGAGAUAGGAACCCGGCUCCUCGAUCACAUGAAGUUGAUCGCUGACAAGACCACGCUUCAACGAGUGUCCUUUUCCCUGAUCGAGUCUCAGCCGAAGAUGCGUGUGGUGACCGCCAUCUUCAGCGUCUUUCAUCUGCUACCAACUCAAGCAUCGCAAUUCCUGCCCGAUCUUGUCCUUCGUGUCAUGGAUCUCGAAGCCACACUGCGACGUACACGAAGCAGUCCAUUCCGAGCGCCGCUCAUCAAAUAUCUUAAUCACUACCCCACUGAGACCUGGGCGUAUUUUAGCCGCAAGCUGAAGGAAGAGGCCCUCGGACGCUUCUUUGCGCAGAUCCUGACUGAUUCUGAUAGCGGAAUUCUCAGAGAAAAGGUCACCUCCGAAGCUGAUGUCCUUGUAAAGUCGAUCACAGCUGAACAAACCGAUGCCGAUCGUGCGCAAGCGUCUGUCAAUGCUAUCCAUGUGGCGCAUGCGAUCUGCCAGUAUCCAGAGACUGAGAAGCCAUUGCUCGAGAAUAAGGCGACCCGUGACGCGUUGUUGAAUGCAGCGCAAAUGCUCCGCAGGCAACAACAGCAAAGGAAACUGCCGAAGAACCUCCGCCUCGCUGCGAUCCAAAGCGGUAGCCAGAUCAUGGAAAUUAUCACAGCAUACCUCGCAAAGCACCCCGAGGAUCUUGAUGGAUUGUUCAACGUUGUGAGCGCGAGCGCUAAAGGCGACCUGCGGCCUUGCCCUUCGCUGUACGCGUUCUUGUACACCAACGUCAUCAUGAGCACCGUGGUGAACCAACAGAGAGCGAUCAUGAACCGUUGCAUUGACAUCUAUGCCUCAAAGGACGCUCCUCAGAAGCUCAAGUGGUUCGUGUUCCACCACAUUUUCAACCCGAUCCUUGCAAAUGACGCCCAGCGGAAUUGGUCGAUUCUUUUCAUCGAGAAAAAUAAGGGCACACCGCUACUAGAUCGGUCUCUUUUCGAGCAAGUCCAUUCCAAGCUGUGGAAGGGACUUACUGAGCCCGAGCCUGAGUCCACCGACGGGUUGACGCUGGGUACUGAUCACACUCGCAUGGAGCUCCUGCAGACUUCUGCGUUCUUAAUCAAAUACCACCACGAAUUCAGCUUCGACUUCCGAAAAGACAUCAUCAAAUUCGGCUGGAACUGGAUCAAGCUCGAUGAUCACAUCAACAAAUUUGCAGCUUAUGGCUUGAUUGCAUACUUCAUCCAUUUCUACGAUACCCCAAGCAAGAUCGCCAUGCAAGUGUACAACGCUCUGUUGAGAGCGCACCAAGCCGAAGGUCGAAACCUGGUCAUGCAGUCACUGGAGAUUAUUGAGCCUGUCAUGAAGAAGCGCUUCGGUACACCGGCCCAUGCAAUUUUCCGUGUUCCUAAGAGGAUCAUCACGGAAGAGCUGAACAACACCCAACAGCUCACCUGCAUCUACCAUUUCAUUGUGAGACAUCCUGAUCUAUUCUAUGAAUCUCGCCAGGAGUUCUCGUCAAGCAUCAUCACGACCAUGAACAAGGUGGCGCCGGUGCCCAACUCGAGUGUCGAAAGCAGGAAGCUCGCAUUGAAUCUGUUCACGCUGAUCUGGCAAUGGGAAGAGCGAACGGUCAGGGAGCAGGGAUCUCUGGCCACAGCCGACGCGCCCAAAAAGGGCGCUGUAGCGAACGUGCAGCUACGUCUCAUUUUCAUCAAGUACAUGGUGCACUUCAUUGCGACCAGCCCGGAAAGAUUCCCAGCAUCAUCGCCGAAGCCAGAUUCGAAGGAUAAAGAUAGCUGUGCUGUAAGCCCGCCGGCACCGUCCACAGAGAUCGUGACUAAGUCUUUGGAUAUCCUUCACAAACUCCUCUCAGCUCCAUACUGGGAUGAUGUCGACAUCGACAACAUGAUCCCCAAGGUCACGGAGACAUUCCUCACAACCGAUCAGAAGACUGAUGAGAAAUAUGAUGUCUGGCUCACGCGGGUCAUCAACACUACCCAAGUCGUCAAGGUCAUGUUGAACUCGCGUUCAGACGAAUGGGUCCUUGCUCAUCUGCCGCUGGUUCAGAAAUUGCUCGGAAAAGCUCUGCGCAGCGAAAUUCCAGAAUAUCAAGCCGCAGUGCACAAUGCGGACCUGGCUGAGAAUGUCAAGCCGAGACUACCCCCAGUACUGCAACGUGCCCUCGAACCUAUUCCGAUCGUUCAGUCUGAGGAAGAUCUUCCUGAUGCAGACAGUCCCACUGAUGAGUUCAUCGGAUUCUUGAACACGAUGGCUGGAGACUUGCUGAAUAACGGCAACCAUGUGCCCGCAAUCAAUAUCCUUUGGGCCAUGGCUCAACGCAGGGCUCAGGACAUUGAUACCCAUAUCCCGGCGCUCCUGAGAAUCCUGCAAACGAAACUGGCCAAGGACCACAUUACACAUUCAAGCCCGAAUUCUGUCCCGCCAGGCGAAACUCGACCUGCUCCCCCAACUGCUCAAGAAGCGGAGACAACUGUCCAGAUGGUUAUCAAAGUGAUCGAAAUGCUUUCAGACAGGAUGACGACACUGGGCGAAUCCCGCCGACCGUACUUGAGCGUUUUGGCAUCUCUUGUGGAGCGAUCAUCAAGCAAUGAGAUCUGCGAGAAGAUCCUAGCUCAGGUGGAAGAAUGGGUUUUCAAUCCUGCCGAGCCGGUGCCUACGCUCAAGGAGAAAACUGCCGUUCUGCAGAAGAUGCUUCUCUUCGAGAACCGUGCCGACCACACGCUCUACAACAAAUUCCUGAACCUGGUCAUUCGUAUCUACGAGGAUCCGAAGAUAACUCGAUCGGAGCUCGCCGUUCGCCUGGAACAGGCGUUCUUGGUCGGCUUGCGCUGUCAAGAUGUUGAGAUGCGCGCGCGAUUCGUGACGAUUUUCGAUAAAGCCCUGAGUCGAUUCCCGAGCAAUCGAUUCUUCAAGCUCAUCUGCGAACAGCAGUGGGACGUGCUUGGCGACUCCUUCUGGCUUAGCCAAGUUAUCCAGCUCAUGUUUGGGACUCUCGAUCAGCAGACCGUGCUGCACCUCGCAGAGGAUGACUUUCGUUGUCUACAAGCUUCACAAGCUUUCAAUACAUACAACGGGGACUCUCGACUCAGCGAUGUCAUGGUUGACGAUGGCUUGGAAGAACUUCUCGCCCACGAGCGGAACUUCAUGGUUGAGAUAGGAAAUGUCCGCUCCCGGGAUGUUCUGAUCCCGUUAUCGGAGCUUCAACAUACGGAUUGGCAACUCGCACAUGACAUCUGGAUUGCUUUCUUCCCGAUGUGUUGGUCAAUUCUUUCCCGAGAGGAUCGCGAGGAUGUGGAGCAAGGCUUGAUGCAAGUCCUGGUCAAAGAUUACCACCAACGUCAAAUGGACCGCCGCCCGAAUUGUGUCGCCACAUUGCUCGAAGCAAUCGCGAAGUCAGAAAUUCGCGUCAAGUUCCCACCACAUCUGAUGAAGUACCUGCUCAAACAGUAUGAUGCUUGGUACGUUGGAGCGACGUACAUGGAGGAUCUCGUGAUGAAGCCCAUUGUCGACACACCAAACGUUCGCGAAAGUGCUCUCGAUGCUCUCGUGGAAACCUACGCAGGUCUUGAGGAGCGAGAUCUAUUCUAUGGUGUCUGGCGUCGUCGAGCAGCCUACGUGGAAACCAAUGCUGCCUUGUCAUACGAGCAAAACGGCAUCUGGGACAAGGCUCAAACGAUGUAUGAGCAAGCUCAAGUCAAGGCACGCACAGCGUCACUGCCUUACUCGCAGGGAGAAUACAUGCUCUGGGAAGACCAAUGGGUUCUCUGUGCGCAGAAAUUGCAACAAUGGGAGAUACUCGGAGAAUUCGCCAAGCACGAAAAUAUCAACGAUCUCUAUCUAGAGGCCAUGUGGAGAAACUUCGAGACUUGGAACACUGCCGAGAACCGUGAACAUCUUGAGAAUGUGGUUAAAGCAGUUUCUGAUGCACCCACACCGCGCCGGCUUUUCUUCCAAUCUUUCAUCUCGCUUCUCAAGAUGCACAACAAGACUGAGACGCAGCAAGAAUUUGCGCGGAUAUGCGACGAGAAUAUUCAGCUUUCAAUUAAGAAUUGGCACAAGCUACCUCGUCGCAUUACGACAGCACACAUUGGCUUGCUUGAGAAUUUCCAGCAAUUGGUGGAGUUGCAUGAUGCUAGCGUCAUCUGUCAAAGUCUGGCGCAAACAACGACCGCAAAUCUCGAUGUCAAAUCGCAGGAGCUCAAGGUCCUGCUCAGCACAUGGCGUGAUCGCCUGCCGAACACUUGGGACGACAUCAAUGCUUGGCAAGACAUUGUCACAUGGCGUCAGCACAUAUUCAACCUCAUCAACAGCACCUAUCUGCCUCUCCUGCCGCAGAACGUGCCCAACAAUGCUGCUGGAAGUUCUUACGGUUACCGUGGAUUUCACGAGACUGCCUGGAUCAUCAAUCGCUUUGCUCAUGUCGCUCGCAAGCAUGAGAUGCCAGAUGUAUGCAUCGCGCAGCUGGGCAAGAUCUACACGCUGCCAAACAUUGAGAUUCAGGAAGCUUUCUUGAAGCUUCGCGAACAAGCAAAAUGUCAUUACCAGAACAAGAGCGAGUUGACGUCAGGCUUGGAAGUCAUCAACAAUACCAACCUCAACUACUUUCAGCCCCAGCAGAAGGCCGAGUUCUACACCCUCAAGGGCAUGUUCCUGAGCAAACUCAACCAAAAGGAUGAUGCGACUGAUGCGUUUGGCACCGCUCUCUUCUUCGACAUCAAACUACCCAAAGCGUGGGCGGAGUGGGGCAGAUACAGCGACAAUUUGUUCAAAGAAGAUCCCAAGAAUCUCGAGUUCGCUGGUAAUGCCCUGAGCUGUUAUCUUGAGGCUUCUGGACAGUACAAGAGCGCCAAAUCUCGGAAACUAUUGAGUCGUAUCCUAUGGCUGCUGAGCUUGGAUGAUGCUUCAGGCACUCUGGCGAAGAAGUACAAUGAUUUCAAGGGUGAUCAUCCUUGGUGGUACUGGGUCACAUUCAUCCCGCAGUUGCUCACGAAUUUGUCCAGAACUGAGGCUGAGGCCGAUAUUGCUCAUGUCAUCCUCAAUAGCCUUGCAAAGACAUACCCGCAAGCACUUCACUUCCAGCUUCGCACGUCGCAUGAAGAUAUGCAGGUCAUCCGCAAGGGACAAGAACUACGUGCGGCCAAAGCAAAAGCAGCGGAGAAUGUCAAGCAAGAAUCGCCUGCUGCUAAUCGUCCGGGCAGUGCCAGCAGUCCCCAGGCACAAUCUAGACCUGGCACAGCGAAUGGCGAAGCUACCGCAACGCCUGCCGCGAACAAGGAUACCGUCAUGACAACCGAUGAAAGCACAAAGAAAGAGGAGAGCAAGACUGAGGAGUUGCCCAAGCCGAAGAAGCCAUGGGAGCACACUGAUCGAUUGGAAAAGACUCUUCGCACCGCCUUUCCAUUGCUCUAUGCGUCUAUGGAGGCCAUGGUUGAGCAGAUUCAACGUCACUUCAAGUGCCCACCUGAUGAAGAUGCUUACCGCUUGAUCGUUGCGCUGCUGAAUGACGCGUUGAGCUACACCAAUCGCUCACCCAACUCGUAUUCUCAGGAUGCUAAGCUACCACCAUCAACGGAAGCCAACAUAACGCGUUUCGCGGAGUCGAUAUUGCCAGCACACAUUCGGAAGAGCUUUGAGGCUGAUUUCGUUGCGAACAAACCCACGAUGCAAGAAUACAUCAACAAGUUGCGGAAAUGGCGUGACAAGAUGGCUGAACUGCUGGAUCGUAAACCUUCCAGCUUCCACCUCGCUGAGACAAUCCAUCUCGUCGGAUUUCGCUUCAUUUGGUUUGAUGAUGUUGAAAUCCCAGGACAGUACCUGCAGCACAAAGAUAAGAACCAGGACUUUGUCAGGAUCGAGCGUUUCAUACCCGUCGUGGAUCUUGUUCGUGGCGUGACUGCUUGUCACCGGCGCCUCAAGAUUCGUGGUCACGAUGGAAGCGUCCAUCCAUUCGCGAUUCAACAUCCUACUCCUCGCCACAGCCGCCGUGAGGAACGCAUUCUGCAGCUGUUCCGGAUUUUCAACAGCACUUUGUCGAAGAAGAAAGAGAGCCGUCGUCGCAACCUACAAUUCCACCUGCCGUUCAUGGUUCCUCUUUCUCCGACAAUCCGCAUGACCCAAGAUGACGCUUCCUACAUAAGUCUUCAGGGAAUUUACGACGACCACUGUAGACGACAUGGCCAGGACAAGGAUGCCCCGCUUACUUUCGCGAUGGAGAAGAUGCGCACGUUGUCGCCUCAGCGGCCUGAACAGUGGGCCAACGUCCGACUUGAGUCACUCAACUAUGUGCAACAGCGAUAUGCAGAGAAAGAUCUCGUCCGUCAAUACUUUUCCACGACUUACACCUCCUUUGACGACUUCUGGCUGUUCCGCCGUCAAUUUUCUUACCAGCUAGCAGCUCUAACGUACAUUACUUUCACCAUGUUCAUGACUACUCGUUACCCGAGCAAGAUGCACAUCUCGAGACGCACUGGAAACGUUUGGGGAUCCGAGCUCCUUCCAUUCCUGAGCCCGCAGCGACCCUACCUGCACCAGCCAGAGCCGGUUCCCUUCCGUCUGACUCCCAACUUGCAGGUGUUGAUGGGCCCGAUCCACACCGAAGGGAUUUUCGUCGCCGCCGUGAUGGCCAUCGCGCGCUGUCUAACCUCCGACAUCACCGCCCCGAUCCCCGUCACAUCUGCAGCCGCCAACGGCCAGAACGGCGCCGCAGCAUCCACCACGACCAUCACCGACAGCAUGAACAGCGAACUCGAGCAUCAUCUCUCCAUCUUCGUCCGCGACGAGAUGCAGCACUGGUACAUGGCCUCGCACCGCCAGGUCGUCAAAGAGGACGAGAUGCGAUCCAACGUCAUGCGCAACUCCGAGGCCAUCGUUAACAAAGCAGUCGCCAUCGCGAAGGAACCUACCGCGAACAAUAUCCCUGCCAGUCAAUGCGUCCUCGAUCUCAUUGCCAAGGCUACAAAUCCCGAGAAGCUGGCACAGGCGGAUUUGCUUUGGAUGCCGUGGUUGUGAGGAAAGAAUUUAUGCUUGUGAUGAAUUGGACAAGACAAAAGUGUGUGUACUUCCAACAUCUUGUGUAUUGGUACGAACGCGAAUCGGAGGAGGCAGGCUUUGGGA